Molecule: messenger RNA, 1080 nt
Organism: Rhagoletis zephyria (snowberry fruit fly)
Lineage: Eukaryota; Metazoa; Arthropoda; Insecta; Diptera; Tephritidae
Source: RefSeq, a predicted model, not a curated record
AUGUCUCCAAUUCCAAAGGACUUCAAGAACGAGGCCUACGUUCUGCACGCCCUCGACGAUGCUCGCAUGCAGCCGUACGAGCUGCCCCGAAAGCCUGGCCCGCAAGAGGUUCUUCUCCGCUCGCUGUCCACCGGCAUCUGCGGCUCUGACAUUCACUACCUGAAGGAGAUGCGCCUCGGCAACAUCAUCAUCACCCACCCGAUUGUCCUUGGCCACGAGGCCUCCGCGGAGGUCGUUGAGGUCGGCUCUGAGGUGACGCACGUCAAGCCGGGCGAUCUCGUCACCUACGAGCCCUCGGUGACCUGCCUCAAGUGCGAGUACUGCGACAACAAGGACUACAACCUGUGCGAGUACGCCACCAGUACCUGCCCGCCCUACACCGGAAGUCUAACCUAUUACUUUGUCCAUCACGGCAAAUUUACAUUUAAGGUGCCAGACCACGUGGACGCCGAAGAGGCCGCCCUCGUGGAGCCAGUCUGCGUCGGUGUGCACGCCUGCCGACGUGGCAACAUCACCGUCGGUGACAAGGUCUUCAUCACCGGCUCCGGUCCAAUUGGUCUGAUUACGCUGAUCUGCGCCAAGGCGUACGGUGCCACCCGCGUCGUCCUCACCGACAUCAAUGAACAGCGCCUGCAGCUGGCCCGUGAGCUGGGCGCCGACGAGACCAUUCUCGUGAGCAAGGGGCAGACUGAGGCUGAGCUGGUGAAGAAGGUGAAGGCCGCUUUUGGCGGUGAACUGCCCAACAAGACCUUUGAGUGCUCCGGUGUGGCGGUCAACUUCCGUCUGGUGAUGCUCACCACCAAGUCGGCGGGCACUUGCGUCUUUGUGGGCAUGGGCCCCACUGAGAUUCUCCUGCCCGUCGCUGAGGCGGCCAACCGAGAGGUGGACAUUCGCAGCUGCCACCGAUACAAGACCGCCUUUCCUGCGGCCAUUGAGUUGGUUGCUUCAGGAAAGUACCCCUUCAAGAAGCUGAUCACCCAUCGUUUUGACUUUAAGGACUGCGCCAAGGCUUUUGAUACCGUCGUCUCUGGCGCCGGCGUCAAGGUGAUGAUCAAGGUCGGUGAGCAGAAAAAGCAAUAA